AUGCCGCUCACCGAGGCAUACCAGCGAUUCCUCGCAUCACCAAACCCGCUGAACCUGACAGACGAUGUGUCUCUCCACUACAUCCCUACCCUGAAGUCGUUCAAUGAGCAGGGCCCUGUUAUCCGACAUCUCGAGAGCCAGAACAAAAAUGUCGUCAAGACCAAGACCGGCAAAACCAUCAGUGCUGUCGAGGGUCCCAAUGCUAUUGCCAUCGAAACCGAGACGACGCUGGAGUUCAUGGUGGGCGGUGGCGCGUAUCUGCCUGGCAUCGACAGUUUCAUCGACGGCAUGAUCGCCAUCUUGCCCAUGACCCACAUCGUUCACUUCGACGCCGCUGGCAAGAUUAAGCAGAUUCGCAUCUCGUGGGACCAAGCCACCCUUCUCCGUCAGACCGAGGUCAUUGGCUCGAGAGGCAAGAACUGGCCCGUCUACGAUGGCAAAGAUCAGAUCAGACUCAUUGCUACGAGCUUCUCUGCGGCGCCUCCUGCACCAGCCCAGGCCGAAGCGGCUCGCUAUCGAACGAUGGACAAUGGCUUCACCGAUCGUCCCUCGUCGCCCACCAAGAAAUACAUCAAAGAUCCUCACGCGAGUCUCGACCUCUUCAGUCCGAAUCGUCCAGACGACCCACGCAAUGAUAACACUCCUCCUCACGUCGUUGCUCCGCGAGCAUCUGCUCGUCCUCCUCCACGCGAGAUGAGCGACAUCUUCGCCGCAGGCCAUGAAGAUUUCGAGCCAACUCCACGUGGUUCUCCAAAGAAAUCGGUUCCCUUCGAUGCGGUCGCCCCCAAAGGCGCAGGCGCACAGAAGUUCGGCAACGUCCGCGUCUUCGACAACGAUGACGAGAAGGAGACCAAGAUUUACCGCACCAAUCCCGCUCGCUAUGAUCACUUUGACAUUGGCGAUGGAGACGAGAACGAUCCGCUCCAGCACAAGAGCAGUCAGAAUCGAGAGAAGACGGCGGUCCCUAUGCGCGCAAAGACAGAUAAGCAUGGCUCACAAUGGGACUUCAUCGACUUCGUCACACCAGCCAAGGUGCCUCUCAAAGUCCGUGAGCAAGACAAGGUCAACUUCGACUGGAAUGAUGAAGGUGGUGCCAAUUCUCCAAGCAAAACCACAAAGCCCGUAGGCCGUCGCGAGAAUGACGCACACUUUGAGAUGAAGGAUGAUGGCACACCGGUCAGUCGCCAGGCCGUCCCGAAGCCGCGCAAGGACGCUCAGCAGCACUUUGCAUUCAACGAUGAGCCUACUCCAGCUGCUCGCCGCAUCAUUGGUCGUACUGACGCUGCUAUGGGUAUCUACCGCGAUGCUGUACAUGACGUCGAGGAGCAGCAGCCAUUGGGCGUCAUCACAAAUCAGGCUGGUCGCAAUAAGACAUUCGGCAGCUCGUGGGAGGUCAAUGACGAUACACCAUCGCCGAAGAACGCUAGCCAGCAGCGAGCGAAGCCCAUGAAGAAAGGUCUCGAGUCACAUUGGGGCGCUGAUGCCGUCGAUGAACCCGAGUCUCGUCCUGUUAGAAGCCGUGGCGGCGGUGGUAGUGGGAAGGGUUUCUGGGACUUCUGA
Cyphellophora attinorum is the source of this 1560-nucleotide messenger RNA. RefSeq lists its product as uncharacterized. The record is from RefSeq and is a predicted model, not a curated record. NCBI's taxonomy places the organism in Eukaryota, Fungi, Ascomycota, Eurotiomycetes, Chaetothyriales, Cyphellophoraceae. The coding region runs from base 1 to 1560 and encodes 519 amino acids. The transcript is spliced from 2 exons.